GACACUUAGGAGGAGAUGAAAAUGCUUAUGAGGAAGCGUUUUGUACUCAGCCACUAUUAUAGGGGAUUGUAUCAAAAGUUGCAGAGGCUAAUUCAAGGCUCCAAGAGCGUGGAUGAGUAUUACAAGGAGAUGGAGGUAGCUAUGAUCCGGGCUAACGUAGAAGAGGACCGAGAAGCCACCAUGGCUAGGUUUUUGCACGGUUUAAAUCGUGAGAUUGCGGAUAUAGUCGAGUUGCAACAUUAUGUUGAGUUGACAGAUAUGGUGCAUCAAGCCAUAAAGGUGGAGGAACAACUCAAACGGAAGGGAAUGGCUAGGAGGGGACAACCUAUGGCUACCACCAGCCCAUGGAAGGCAGCUCCAAGGAGGGAUGAGCAGCUGCAAAAUAAGCCAAAAUUUGAACCCUCAAAGAAUGUCAAACCAACGCCUGCCACUACUUUAGGUAACACCGAGACUUCUACUUCUAAAACACGUGAUAUUAAGUGUUUUAAAUGUCAGGGGCGGGGACACAUAGCCAGCCAUGUAAACAAAAGGGUGAUGAUGAUAAACGCCCAAGGAGAGCUUGAGUCGGAGGAUGAGGAAGAAGUAGAUGAUGAUGACAUGCCACAUUUAGAAUAUGCCGAUGAUGAGCAAAAUGCUGUGGUUGGAGAUUUAUUAGUAGCAAGGCGCAUUCUCAAUAUGCAGCAGGUCAAGGAGGAGGAAAUUAACCAAAGGGAGAACUUGUUUCAUACGCGGUGCUUUGUCAAUAACAAAGUUUGCAAUGUCAUUAUCGAUGGAGGGAGUUGUACAAAUGUAGCCAGCACUUAUUUGGUGGAGAAACUAGCCUUAACCACCUUAAAACAUCCUCAUCCUUACCGGCUUCAGUGGCUGAAUGAUUGUGGGGAAAUCAAGGUGACAAGGCAAGUGUUGGUGGCAUUAUCCAUUGGCAAAUAUGAGGAUAAGGUGCUUUGUGAUUUGGUUCCUAUGCAUGCACAGACCAUGGCAGUAUGAUCUGAGGGUUACACAUGAUGGAUUCACAAAUAGGUACUCUUUCACUCUUAAAAAGCAACCUAUUACUCUUGUGCCAUUAACUCCAAAACAGGUCAUGGAGGACCAACUAAAAUUACAAAGAUCAAAUGAAAAAAAGAAAGAAUAAGGAAGGAAGGCUGAAAUUGAAAACAAAGAGUUUAAAAAAAAAGAAAGAGAGAAAAAUAUUGAUCAGAGUGAAAAAGAAAGAGAGAAGAUUUCAGCCAUAGUCAGAGCAAGAGAGGAAAAAUUCAAUUACAUUGUAAAAAAAAAGUGAGAUCAAGAGAGUAUUA
This is a messenger RNA of Cannabis sativa, 1295 nucleotides long. RefSeq lists its product as uncharacterized. The record is from RefSeq and is a predicted model, not a curated record. NCBI's taxonomy places the organism in Eukaryota, Viridiplantae, Streptophyta, Magnoliopsida, Rosales, Cannabaceae. The coding region runs from base 16 to 987 and encodes 323 amino acids. The transcript is spliced from 2 exons.